CGCGUCUCAUCGGUGCGAUUUGAAUGAAGAGCCCAUCAACUUGGACCACAUCUCAGAGGUGCGGAGCUCCGGUCUGGACACGGGCCAAACCCGUCUGAUGUCAAACCAGCCUGAACAGAUACUCUCAGACAUCUCGUUUCUUCACCUCAUUCCUGAGACGGGACUCUGCCCACUCCUUGUGUAAAGCAAUCUGAACCUGAUAGCACAGCAUCCGCGUAUCUCCCCUGAGAAUCUGCUCUGGACUAUUAAGACAGUCGCUCUUAACCUUUUCUUCAGAAGCGCUUUGCCACUGUGCAGAAUCCCAGCCAGCCAUGACUUUUACGAGCAAACCGUCUGUCCUCCGACUGUCUUGUAAUACAUUUUUAAAGCGAGUUUAACUCGGCGAUUCAACUUUCAGCUUCUGUUUUAUUAAUUUUUUCCUGUCAUCUGUGGAAAUGCUCCGUCCAGACCCAUAAAGAAACAGAGUUUGGUUAAUAUGCACUUAUUGCCAAGCGGAAUAUGUUUUUAUUUAUCUGUAGCAAUCUGCUGGCUCACAGCUGAGAUCGAUGCGUCCUGGUGGUACAUGGGCACCCUGGGCUCCCAGGUGAUGUGCGACAACAUCCCUGGACUGGUGAAUAAGCAGCGCCAGCUGUGCCGCCAGUACCCCAAAGUGAUGCAGGCCAUCGGGGCUGGGAUGAAGGACUGGAUCUCAGAGUGCCAGUACCAGUUCCGCAACCACCGCUGGAACUGCAACACCACAGCCAGGGACCACAAUCUGUUUGGACGUCUGCUGCUACGCAGUAGCCGUGAGGUGGCCUUUGUCUACGCUAUCUCCUCAGCUGGAGUGGUUUACACACUGGCCCAAGCCUGCAGCCAAGGUGAGUUGGAUUCUUGCUCCUGUGAUCCCACCAAGAAGGGCUCAUCACAGGAUGCCAAAGGCUCCUUCAACUGGGGAGGCUGUAGUGACCAUGUGGAGCAUGCCAUACGCUUCAGCCAAGCCUUCGUCGAUGCCAAGGAGAGGAAGGAGAGGGAUGCCCGUGCACUCAUGAACCUGCACAACAACAGAGCUGGCAGGAAGGCUGUGAAGCGCUUCAUGACACUGGAGUGUAAAUGUCAUGGUGUCAGUGGGUCAUGCAGCAUCAGGACCUGCUGGUUGGCCAUGGCUGACUUCCGCCGCACAGGUGACCAUCUACGGAAAAGGUACAACGGUGCCGUGCAGGUUGCAGUGAAUCAGUAUGGCACAGGCUUUACGGCCGCUCACACACACUUCAAACGUCCCAGCAAGAAUGACCUCGUCUACUUGGAGGACUCACCAGACUACUGCAUACGGGACCACGAGUCAGGGUCGAUGGGGACAGGUGGGCGGGUCUGCAACCGGACAUCCCGAGGUGUAGAUGGCUGCGAAGUGAUGUGCUGUGGCCGUGGCUACGACACGUCUCGCAUCAGCCGCACUACCAAGUGCGAGUGCAAGUUCCAGUGGUGCUGUGCAGUCCACUGCCGUGACUGCCACCAGCAGGUCGACGUGCACACCUGUAAGGGCCAGACGUGACCUCGCCACCACUAAACUUGACUGACGCCUCAUAUCGGGCAUCCAGAGUCCCCCCCGUUCCUCCUCAGCUCUACCUGAUGUCUUGUUACGACAAUCUAACUGAUAAUCUCGAGUCUGUCUUUAGUUCUGAGCCCUCUGAAGGUCUGUUAGGUUUUCAGACACUUUUUUCUUUUCCUCACCAAAAAAAUUCACAUCUUUUUCUUCUUUUGGAUGCUACGUGGAAAGAACUUCCAGACUCAGAGACAUUUAAAGCCUGACUGCUGAAUGUCUGUAGCUGUUACUUUGAGAAUGUAUCAGUCAAAUCAUGCUUCAGAUUCCUGCUGAACCAACACAAAAAAAUACUAUAGAGACUAACAGGCUAGCAUUUGAUCUGCUGGCUCCAGUUGUGAUGGUUUGGAGAUGAACUGUUGCUUAAACAGGCCCCAAGGACUGACCAAGUAUAUACUGAAAUAUAACUUAAAUUAUGUGUAAUAUCUUUUAUAGUUUUGUUGAAUCAACAUGCAUGGAGGUUUUUGGUCUGCUCCUGUGAAGCCUUCAACACCUCUAGUUUAACACAUAGCAGCUCUCCACACAGUUUAUCAGCUUGUUGUUUAGAUUUGUUCUCGUGGCACCUUACACUUGUCAGCAAACCAUUUACAACAUAAAGUACGACCAGCGUUCUUUUCCCCUGCGUGCUUUCAGUGUAAGCUGUUGUCACGCCAGUCUCAUUCAACAUAGCGUAUCACAAGCUUCUCUCUCGCUUUCUGUCUGCUCAUUAGAGGCUUUCUGCUCCAGAGGUACCACCAUAUGCACAGAACAUGGUCCUUCAGCUGUUUUCUCUCUCCAUCAUUAAAUCUCCUUACUUAGUAGAAAACAGCAGCUGGAAAAUGAGUGGACACUGUCAUUUGACUCAGAAACAGUGCAAAAUUAAUGCGGGCAGGACCUACAGCAAUUUCACUGAUGUCCUACAUUAGUGCCAUCUUCUCCAAGUCUUUUAAAAAGGCUAGAAGUAAACCAUAAUGUUGAUAACAGACAUAGCAUCUUACUGUAUUUAUGAGGAAAGUUUUACAUUUAUGACCUUAUAUGUUUAAGUAUCUACAGGGAUUCUGUUUGAAUGAUCAUUUUCUUUUGGGUGCUCCCUUUAGAAGUCCUAACAGAAGAUCAGCUCACCCUAACUCUAGCAUUCUCUUCUGCAACCAUAUCCUCCUUCACUACAUCCAUGAAUCUUCUCUGUGCUCCAUAGUCAACAUUCUUCAUCCAGUAUAUCCACCAUCUCUCCUCUGCCCAUGUCCAAACCAUCUCAACCCUGCCUCUCUAACUUUGUCUCCAAAAUGCUCAACCCUCUGAUAUAAUUGUUUAAUCCUGUUCAUCCUGGUCAUUCACAAUGGAAAAUAUUUCAACUCAACCUCAUUCAGUUUUACCUCCUUUCUUCUUAGUCCCACCAUCUCCAAACUGCAUCGUAGUAGGUCUCACUACCUCCUUGUAAGCUUGGGUGAUUUGUAUCCCUGUGUUACAAAUCACCCAACACUUAUCUCCACCCUGCCUGCACUCUCUUCUUUUGCACUCUAUUGCUUUGCAGGCUAUUUAAAGCAGCUUCACUGCUCUACCAGUUCCCUUCUCUUCCACACACUUGGAUUCUGUCUACUGACUUUCAUCCCUCUUCUCUCCAGCGCAUACCUCCACCUGUUCCCUACUUUCACUACAGAUCAGUGCCAUCUGUCAACCUCUCCAUCAUCACUGCAAACAAGAAAGGGUUCAGUCAAUCCCUGACCUUGAACCUAUCUGGCACUCUUACAGUCCUCCUACGUCCUUCACCAGCUUCACAUAAUCCUCUGACACUCCUCGUGCAGUACCACAGUGCCUCUCUUGGGCCCUUAUAUCCUUCUCUAGGUCCACAAAGACGCAGUGCUACUCCCUUCGACCUCUAUACCUCUGUCAACACUCUCAAAGCAAACAUAUUUGUAGUGCGCUCUCUCAGCAGAAUGCUGCUCACUCAUCAUUACCUCUCUUCAUAACUUAGCUUUAACAACUCUUUCCCAUUGCUUUGAGAUAUAAUUCAUCAGCUUUAUCCCUCUGUGUUACAGCUCUGCACAUCAGCCUUGUUCUGGAAAAUCACUAUAAGUAACUGGUCAUUAAGAUAGUCUAAGGGGUAUUGUAGUCAACAUCUUGUUAAAAUAAAUGCUUGAAAACAAUUAAAAUAUCUAGAACUAGAAAAAAAAAAUAACAAUCAGAAAUGCUUUUUCUUGUAGUUAAAAUGCGCAUUUUGUCAUUGUUCCUCAGAAAUGUGUUAAUAACUAGGACCUCUGUUUACAUUUCACUGUUAUUGUGCCUGCUACCAAUAUUAGAUUAAGGAGCAAUAUUCAAGCAGGACUCUGUGAAAUCAAACAUCAUCAGUGACAAACAGGAGAGGCGGCGGCCUGAGCAGUCAUUUUACACUGAGGAAUACAAGUAAAGCAAACUAGCAGCUGUUCUCACCAGUUGCUUCAUUAGAUGUAAUACAUGUCCUGUCUGUAAAUUGCACAUCAGCUGUGUAAGAUUAAAAUAUAAGCCUUACAACUGAACUCUACAGAAUAAAUGGUUUAAACUUACACUGUGUCCAGAUUUAAAGAGUCUCAUGAACAAAAACACAUGAAUAGUUUCUGAUUUCUCUGACUAGUGUUCUGUUAACUGGACAAACUUCUCAAGCAGCUUGUUUAGCUAGAUUAAUGCACCCUGGUGAUGAGGUCUGAGUCACAGUUCAUCAUUAAGAUGCAUUGCUUUGGCACCUUGUGGAAGCUGGUAAACAUCCAGACAUGCUUGAGCAUUGCUUAGGUCGUUUCUGUGGGAAGGAAAUCGCAGUGGAGACAAUCUGCAUAACUAAUGACGUCACCAACCCUAAGGGACCAGCAAAUCCUUGAAUGGUGCAAAUAUGCAGAACCAGUUCAGGACUGGGCACUGGGUUAGUGGGAAAGGACCUGAGUUGUUGACUUGUAUUCAGAGCUAUAUCUGGGAUGUCUAAGUCAGACAGCACAUGCAAGCUUGGUUAGCAAGCAGUUACUAUUAAACAUAUCACUUCACAAUACCUGCAACACAAACUUUUUACACCACACUGAAAGCCACAACAACUGUCUGAUAAUUCCAUCAAAACAGUCACCAACAGUGAGUGGACUGCAAAUGGAAGCAGGCUUGCACAACAGCUUAAGCUUCGCUGUUCAAAUGUAUCCCACAACUUUUAUAAACUAUAGAGAAAUAAAACUGUUUGUUGUACCAGGCUGUGAAUGUGUCUUCUAAUGCUGUUUAGUUGAGCAUUUUACCAUCAAACUCGAUGACGACGGACUUGCAAUAGGCUGACGUGGAGCUUCAGCAGUUGCAGGAACAACUUUUCCACUGUGGAGUGAGCUUUUAGUUUGAGAAUGAAAGCUCCAAAUAUG
Messenger RNA from Haplochromis burtoni (Burton's mouthbrooder), 4917 nucleotides. RefSeq names its product wingless-type MMTV integration site family member 2 (gene wnt2). Gene Ontology annotation, biological process: multicellular organism development; canonical Wnt signaling pathway; neuron differentiation. Lineage: Eukaryota; Metazoa; Chordata; Actinopteri; Cichliformes; Cichlidae. The record is from RefSeq and is a predicted model, not a curated record. The transcript is spliced from 5 exons. Gene Ontology annotation, cellular component: extracellular region. The coding region runs from base 476 to 1528 and encodes 350 amino acids. Gene Ontology annotation, molecular function: frizzled binding; cytokine activity.